AUGGACAUUGACAAAAUGUUCAAGCUCCCCGCGCUACCGACGGGGAGUCUGAAGCGCAAGAUGACCUCUCUGCCCACGCAAGACAUGCUGAAGCGGUUCAAAUCUGAUGAUUCGGAGGAUACCUCGGCAAAUGGGAAGGGAAAGGGACGCGCUGCAACGGUCGAGGACGUCAACGAGGACGCGCCUGCGCCGGAGGAUAUGGAUGACGAUAUGGGUCAAGGGGAUGACGAUGAGGACGGACGGUUCUUUGGCGGAGGACUAAACAACGAGCAGCAGCAAAUAUUGGAUAUCUUCGAUAAGGCAGGAGACGAUGACGGAGACGCGGGCACCACAACUCUUCCUGCCUUGAGACGGCAGUUCGCCAAGUUUGAGAGGACGGUAGCGAAGAACGCCGAACAGCGGGGCAAGUUCCCGGACGACCCGUCAAAAUUCAUCGACUCCGAAGCCGACCUCGACACUUCCCUUAAAUCCUUCCUCCCUCUCACUCAAAACGCCCCUCUCUCCUACCCUGAACUCAUCCGCUCAGGCACCGUCGCCCUCUUGACGAAUCUUCUAUCGCACGAGAAUACGGAUAUAGCCAUGGACGUCGUGGAGGUCGUACAGGAGCUGACGGACGAAGAUGUGGGUGCGGAGGUGGAUGAUCUAGAAGAGGAGGAAAAAGGGGGUGGUGGGAUGGGAGAGGUGCGGCGGGUGAUGGGGGAUCUGAUCGACGAGCUGCUCAACAACUCCCUACUCGAUCUCCUCACAGCCAAUCUCUCCCGACUCGAUGAAUCCGAACCUACCGACUCCCAAGGUGUAUUCUCCAUCCUGGGCGUAUUCGAAAAUCUCCUCUCUUUCCUGCCGCCCCUAGCUACCCAGAUAGUCGGCGACACGACACUGCUCCCGUGGUUGCUCAAGCGAGUGCAAAAGAAGGAGUAUGAUAGCAACAAGCAGUACGCGAGCGAAGUGCUGAGUAUCUUGCUGCAAGGUGGCAGGGAGGUUGUUGUUAAGGUGUGGGAGCAAGAUGGGGUGGAGGUAUUGCUGAAAGUGCUGUCUCAAUACCGCAAGAAGGAUCCCGGAGAUAGCGAAGAAGUCGAGUUCAUGGAGAACAUGUUCAACUGUCUGUGCUCCCUGCUCGGCGAGCCAGAAGUGAAGACUGCCUUCAUCGAGGCAGAGGGAACAGAAUUGAUGAUCAUCAUGAUGAAGGAGAAGCUGUUGGCGCGGACAAGAGCGAUGAAGGUGCUCGACUACGCGAUGCAGACGGAAGCUGGAACUGCCGCAUGUGAGAAGUUUGUUGAGAGUCAGGGACUGAAAUCAUUCUUUUCGCUGUAUAUGGGCAAGGUCUGCUAUCUCUUCUCGCUUGGAUCAAACGAGCCUAAGAAGAAGUCAACCCAUGCGACACCUCAGCGCGAAGACGAAGAACACCUGCUCUCCAUCCUCUCUUCGCUUUUCACGAACCUGCCGUCCGAAUCGCCGAGCCGGAUCAGGGUGAUCAUGAAAUUCGUGGAAAAUGAGUAUGAAAAGGUGGAGCGAUUAUUGGAGCUCAGAGAGCGAGCCAAGGGAGCAUUGGUGGUAGUGGAGAAGGAAAUUAGGGAGGAGCGAAAUAUCAUGUUGGAAAAUCAGGAAGAAGUGACGGAAGAAGAAGAGGACGACUGGUAUCUCCGUCGCAUCGAAGCUGGACUGGCGGCGCUACAGACGGCGGACUACGUCCUGGCUUGGGUGUGUAUGGAGGAUGACGGAGCAAGAGCACAUGCUCAAACUCUCCUGUCGCGCAAAUCGCAGUCCCUAUCAGAUAUCCUCGCCAGCCUCCAAGAGUUCAGGCGGAAUAUAGGAGUAGGGGGCGAUGGGGAGGAGGAAAUGGAGGAGGAGGGCGAAGACGACCCAGAAGCGAGAAAUAAAAGGGUGAUUCUGGCGGGCUUGAUGGGGUUCUUAGAAGGAUGCGUAUAA
Messenger RNA from Dioszegia hungarica, 1926 nucleotides. Its product is annotated as Catenin-beta-like protein. The transcript is spliced from 12 exons. Bases 1 to 1926 code for a protein of 641 amino acids. NCBI's taxonomy places the organism in Eukaryota, Fungi, Basidiomycota, Tremellomycetes, Tremellales, Bulleribasidiaceae. Gene Ontology annotation, cellular component: spliceosomal complex. The record is from RefSeq and is a predicted model, not a curated record.